GAUGUCAGUCCAGUACGUCACACGUUAUCAGUGCCGUGGACUACAGCACACGAGCGUAAUAAACGUAGAUACCUACGAAAAGCUCAACAAUGUAUUUCUGCAAUGCUAGAUGUCCUGGCACCUGAAAAUUUGCAAGAACUAUGGACGGAGCUUUGUGAUCGUUACGCUGUAUGCAGCGACAGUCAGGUUGUGGUCGAAGGCAGAAGUGAAAAAGAGACGGACCUUCUUAAUGCAUUUGCUGAAAGCUACUUGAACGCACAACAUUGGAACACCAGAUGGCAAAUACUUUCUUUGAUGGCAGACAAGUUAUCCCUUAAGGAGAUGAGGGAGUUUAUUCCAACCGUUACUAGCUAUCGCUACAACAUUACCCGACGCCACAGGCUGAUACAUGGAAGAGCUGCUCCUCUUCCAAACCAGGAGAAAAGGAGAAUGAGAAUUGAACCUGUAAAAUUAGAACAUUUUGUUUCUUUUAUAACAAGUCCACACGUUAUUCAAGAUGUUCCUUUUGGGGAAAAAACUUCUGAAAUUGUCGACUGGCGAGAUCAUAAAGACACCCAAUGCUAUCAGAACAAUGAUACCAGAGCGUAUUGUUCAGCAGUAUCAACAAUACUGCUGUGAAACCUACUUUGAGCCUAUGAGUAAGAGAACACUACAGAGAGUUUUGGCCGUGUGUUCUUCAUCUGUUCGGGCGUCUCUGCAAGGACUUGAUAACUUUUCAGCAUCAGGCGUGGAAGCAUUUGUUGCUUUUGAAAAACUCGUAGAUAAGCUUGUUGACUGUGGCAAGACUCAGCAAUGGGCGAGGGAAAUUAAGCAGCAACUUCGUUUGUCGAAGCAGUACCUAAAGGGCGACUACAAAGUGGGUGCAUAUUUUAUAAUUAUGCGUUGCCUUUGCAGAAGUGAUGUAGUAAACUUCUUACUAUGAUUCACGGCUACCUCUUUCUCUCUCUCCAAGUCUUCUUUAUGCUUAAUUUAUGAAACAACAGUUUAAAAUUCACUGUAAUACGCUUACACACAUGUAUACAACGCUGAGAAUCGGUUAAGUAAUCUUUUUGAAAUGUCGAUCAUAUGCGCAUGUGUUGCUUUGCAAAUAUACACUGAAUCACGCGCUUGUCAUUUUACUUUUUAUUUUAGGUACAUGCAGUGGAGGCCUCAGAGGUUCCCGAUCAUUGUCGAAUUUACGCGCUAAGUGACCCAAGCAAUGCUGAAUUUCGGGGCUCCUGCGACCAUCUCUACAAUGAGUCAUGUGAACAGUGUUAUGACUUACAAGAAGUAUUGUGUACCAUAGAAGAUGAGUGUUCAAGUGUGCUCUCGUCAGCAGAAGAUCAAGCUGACAUGCUGCAUACCAUCAGACAGGCAAGGGAUGAUGAUGGAAAGCCCAUCAGCUACGUUCAGUCCACCAAGCUGAGGCAAAGCAUUCAGUUUUAGCCAAACUCGACAGCCAAUCGGUGCUGUUAGUCCAGGACUGAGCAAUGAAAUAUAUGGCCCGAAAAUAUCGAGAGGCGCAGUCAGAUUGGUUUGCGAAGCGAGGAUUGCCAUGGCACAUUAGCGUUGCCAUAAGACAGUCAGAGGAUUCUGAGCACUUUGAAUCGCAAAGUGUGGAGAGCAUUCAAUGUGGGUUCCGGUAAAGUAGUGCCAUGGGCCAAGUUCGAAGGAGUCAUGAAGCAGCCCGAAAAAUUGGAAAUCCUAGACCCGCCAUCGCCAAAUCCAAGUGGCUCACCGACAUUCAAGAUUGUGGGACACCGACAUAUUAAGAAAAGCUCUGUCAAAGCAGAUUUCUCAACUGAAAGCGAAAACCAAGAUCGACGCUGUAUUGGGGAAUAUAAGCCAGAUGGCAUGCUUUUCCCGUGUCCAGAAGAAGGAUGUGUAAAAGUAUACAGUCGCUUUGCAAACCUCCAGACACACCUAGAUACUGGAAAGCACCAAAUGAUGCUCGAACAGGAAACUCUCUACGAUAAAGCCAAAAGAGAAUAUUCUUCCAAGCUGACGGAGGGACGCAGUCAAAUACCAAGCGUUCAAGUUGCUGCACAAUCAAAGAGUGAUGGCUUGCCUCCUCUUCCAAUGGGUUGGGCCCUGAAGAAAAUUAAGAAAAAGGUGCGUUUUACAAAGAAACAGACCGAAUUCUUAACUGACCAAUUUCAAAAAGGGGAGUAUAGUGGACUGGAAAGCAAUCCACAGGAAGUUUCGAAAACCAUGAGCCUAGCAAGAGACCAAGCGGGGGAAUGCCAAUUUCAACCUGAUGAAGUCCUUACGUCGCAGCAGAUUAGUGGCUUCUUCAGCCGUCUUUCAAGAAAGAAGCGAUUAGAAGUUACAGCUGCCAAUAACGAAGCAAAACCUAGUGAAGUCUCAGAAGUGGAUAUGGAGAGCGUCGACGAGGACGAAAUCUCCGCCGAAGCUGAGAAGCAUCUAUCUGCAGUGUGUGCAAAUGUGAUGAGAGAUGUGGCUAUUCAGCAUCCGAUUGUAUCUUUCGAUCUUAACAUCUGCGAACUUGUACAAAAACGUACAAUCACAACUUUAAGAGUGGAUAGGCUAAGAGACAUGUGCAUCGACCACGGGCUGGAUAUUUCUGACAUUUCACCUCAAAAGAGGAAAAAGCCAUUCAUCGCACGACUCACACAAUUAGUCCAAGAGUGUACCUGCUCUUCCAAGUAA
Messenger RNA from Pocillopora meandrina, 2649 nucleotides. NCBI's taxonomy places the organism in Eukaryota, Metazoa, Cnidaria, Anthozoa, Scleractinia, Pocilloporidae. The record is from the annotation of a GenBank genome assembly.